Rhodofomes roseus is the source of this 576-nucleotide messenger RNA. RefSeq lists its product as uncharacterized. NCBI's taxonomy places the organism in Eukaryota, Fungi, Basidiomycota, Agaricomycetes, Polyporales, Fomitopsidaceae. The transcript has a single exon. The record is from RefSeq and is a predicted model, not a curated record. The annotation marks the transcript as partial.
GUGACAAGAAAAGAACGACAGUCAGAACGUGAUCAUGUAGAGGAACUAAAAGGGCCUGUUCUUCUCCCAAAGUCUUCACAUGUUUGUCAGAACUGCAAGAUGACAUUGGACAAUGGCACAGCACCACAACAGGCACUAGCCAAUGGGCUGUGGAUUGGAGAGGUACCUGUGCAGUUGCAGAACCUGACUUGGGCUGAGCGCACUCUCAUUAGCCGAGUUAACCAUAACAGAUGUGUUGUUCGUGUCAAGGGCUCUCUGCAGAGUAAAAUGAUAGCCAAUGCAGUAUGCCAUACCAUACCUAUGCCAAAGGUAUACAAUGCAUUACCCCCUAGCCCUGAGGAGCUGGAUGAAGUGCUUGCAUACAUAUAUAUUGGCCCAACAAAACCAUUGGCCAAGGAACAUCAUCGCACUCCACUGCUAGUGAGACGCAAUAAAGUGGCCAAUGCUCUGGAAUGGCUCAAGCUCAAUCACAUAGACUAUGCAGACCUCACCAUAUCUUACAAGAAUUUGAACAUGUAUUCUGAGGACAGUCCUCCUGUCAUUGUAGACUAUCAUCCUGGUGAUGGCGGUGUGUAG